AUGAGUAACACAGCCUUAUCAUCAUCUUACACACACUCAACAUGGAUCAGAAACUUACUUCACGAAAACAACGAUCUCAUAGUCCAUUGCAAAUCCAAGGACCAAGAUAUGGGAUACUAUAGGGUGCAUCCAACAGGAUCAUACAAUUUACUUGUCGAUGCUGAGUACGGUGAGUUGUUUUGGUGUCAUCUAUGGCAAGGACCUAGCUUCAAGCAUCACCAAGUGUUUCGUGUUCGCGAUGGGAACGUAUGGGAAGCUAGAGAAGAUGGUAUCUACUUGUCGGGGAUACAAAGUUUUGAACAUCUUGGUCAGCCUGUGUUCGUGUAUGGUUGGGAUGUUCCUUUGAACUUGUCAAGAGCUUCCUCGUUUGGAUUCUUCUGGUUUGGAUCGAACAACACAAACCUAGAAUAA
Messenger RNA from Capsella rubella, 411 nucleotides. RefSeq names its product S-protein homolog 26-like. NCBI's taxonomy places the organism in Eukaryota, Viridiplantae, Streptophyta, Magnoliopsida, Brassicales, Brassicaceae. The transcript is spliced from 2 exons. The coding region runs from base 1 to 411 and encodes 136 amino acids. The record is from RefSeq and is a predicted model, not a curated record.